CCAAGUCUAGGCACAACGUAUAAAAUUACUCUCCACGGCUCCUGAAAAUUUGUUCAAAUUUCGAUCGUUAGAAGAUCUCAAGGCCUCUUAUUUCAGAAAGCAGUUUACACAGAAGAGUAUAUUCAAGAGGAAAAAAUUAAUCACAUCCUGUUGCUAUUUAUAGCCAUCUUUAAAGGACUGAACAAUUAAGCCAUGGCUCCGUCCCUGUCUCAGGCAUACAAGAGGCGCUGGUGGAUGGCAGUGACUGCUAUCGUGGAGAACCUGCUCUGCUCUGCGGUGCUUCUGGGCUGGAGCUCCCUCCUCAUCAUGCUUAAAAACGAGGGUUUCUACUCUCAUUUGUGCACAGAGAACGUUACAGCGACAGAGAACGUCAGUGUGAGCAUUGAGGAGGCCCAUGUUUGGCAGAGCUGUGUGGAACAGGAGGAGAUUCUGAAUUUGGGCUUCACCAUUGGCUCGUUCAUCAUCAGCGCGGCCACACUGCCCCUGGGCAUUCUGAUGGAUAAGUUUGGACCACGCCCCCUGCGACUGAUAGGCAGUUCGUGUUUUGCUUUUUCCAUGGCAAUGAUUGCUGUAGCAGCAUAUGACCCUUCAGUACUGUCAGCCCUUAUCUUCAUUGCUGUGUCCUUCAAUGGAUUUGGUGGAAUCUGCCUUACUUUUACCUCACUGACACUGCCCAACAUGUUUGGGAACAUUCGCGCCACCGUCCUGUCCCUGAUGUUUGGUUCCUACGCCUCCUCGGCUGUGACCUUCCCCGCUGUCAGACUAAUCUAUGAUUUUGGCGUGCCUUUCAAGCUGAUCAUGUGGGCAUGGAUGGGUUUUGCCUGCCUGAUUUUCGUCAACUGCUUCUUUAACUGGCCAGGAGAGUCGUUCCCCGCCCCUGAAUCCGUUAUCUACACUAAGAAGGUGAAGACAACAGGGCUGGUUAUGGACGAUAAGUCGACUGGAGAUCGCUUCUAUACUCACGUGAUCACAGAGACAAAGUGCAUUCGUGAGAAACAGGAGCCCGCCGAAAACGCACAGGAUGGUACCACAGCACAGCAUCAAGGGUCCCUUCCCUUCCGGAGCUCUGUCUGCUCAUCCAUCUUCCUGUGGAGUCUCAUCACCAUGGCGAUGACCCAGCUCCGCCUCAUAUUCUUUAUGGGCGCCAUGAACAAGAUGGUGGAGUUCUUGGUAACCCACGGCGACCCCAAUGCUCCUGAAGACCUGAUGAAGGAGGCAGAGGCACAAGUUGGCUUCUACUCGUCCAUCUUUGGGACAAUGCAGCUCCUCUGCCUGUUGACUUCCCCUAUGAUCGGCUACAUCAUGGACUGGAGAAUGAAAGAGUGUGAGGAAGAGACAUGUUCAGCGGAGGGAGAGAAGAGUCCUGCUGGACCUCCAAAGAGAGACAGAAAGAUCCAGAAGCUGACCAAUGCGACCAGAGCUUUCAUCUUCACCAAUACACUACUUGUCAUCUUUGGCAUCAUCUCCCUCAUAGAUAAUUUGCCUUUACAAAUGGUAUCCUUUGUUCUUCACACUGUGGUAAGAGGGUUCAUCCACUCCUGCUGUGGAGGACUCUACGCUGCAGAGUACCCGACCAAUCACUUUGGCACUCUCACUGGUUUGCAGUCCAUGAUUAGUGCCCUGUUUGCUCUUCUCCAACAACCUUUAUUCGUCGCCAUGCUUGGACCUCUGAAAGGAGACCCCUACUGGAUCAACAUAGGUCUGCUCGUGCUUUCGUUGACGGGCUACAUGUUGCCAAGUUACCUCAUCUAUCACCGUAGUCAACUCGUUCGUAAGAAGGCGGAGCUUGAAAAGGAGGCAGCUCACCAAUCAACACAAGACAGGACUCCCCUCAACCAAUCAGCCAAUGAUUACGCCAAACCAGAAAUUAACGGACAUGCAGCGAAUAAAGUUUAAGACGAGGGUUGUUUAAAAGGGGGAUAUAAAUGAGUAUCAUGACAACGAUUAUGAGGAUCUCCUUUGUCAUAGCAAAACAUGAGUAGGCUAUUAGAAAAGUUCAAAUAGUCAUUGCUGUGGUAACAUCACAAAGGAUCCGUAUGAUAUCACAGUGUUGAUAGCAGAAAUGAUUAGCGUACACCAAACUGCACUAGCUUUGCUAGUUCUUGAAAACUAAAACGUCCUGAGGGCAUUUGAACGUUUAAAAAGUUAACAUUUACCAAGGUCGACAGUCAGUAUAUUUCCUCCACAGCCUUAUCGUGCUUAGUUUGCUUUGGUUUGUCAGACGUUAGUACAGGGUCUGGAAACUGCCCGACAUCACUGGCUCAUCGUGUUUUACAAGCUCCAGUCCUUGGCGUUAGCAUUAGCAAGUAUAAAUUCCACGGACCACCGAUUCUGGUCCCGUAGGAAAAGAACGUUAGCUGUGUGCAGACUAUCUGGCUUGUACUGUAAAAAUGAAAAUAUUUAUCCCUGAAGUUAAUACAACUGUACUGAACUGACAGUUAUCAUAUCUAAAUAGCACACAUGUAGGUAACUGAGUAAUACAAUUUGUCUAGUCGCUGACUUGAAUGAAUAGAUCUCUGCAAUUGUUUGCUAAUAUUAGAUAGUGUUUUAGCAGAUAUCUGCCACAUCCCUAACUUACAUUUAAUCAGUCAGCGUAAGAGGGCAUGGAAGCUCUUAAAUUUAUAAAGAUUUAUAUCAGAAAUAUGUGUUGAGCCAUUACUGGCUGAACUGAUAAAUGAAAGAUGCUAAAUUGCCACAUUAAAUAUAGUUUGCCAAACACUAUAAUCUCUCUAUCUCGCUCUCACUGGUUCAUAAAUGCACCUUUUAUGUCAUGUGACCAUGCAGCCUCCACCAGAAGGACACUAAAAGUGAGGCAGGAGAGAAAUCAUUUUGAGCCACCAAACUAGCUGAUUUACUAAUGAGCUACCUCUCUGAAAAUCACCUCUCAUUACACCACUGUCAGUUCAUCGCUCAGUUAUUUUUGGCCAAUCACAAGCCAGCUAGCGUCACAUGUUUAUGUGGCUGCCUCUUUAAAUUGAAUCUCUUUAUAAGUUUCUCUGUGUGAUUGUGAGUGUAUGUCUCCAUCCUCUUUGUCUGUCAGGAAAUUGUCCUAUCACCCUAUCUUUCGCUUUGUCUCCUUUUCUCUCUCUCUCUGUGUUGUCCACUUGUGUCAGCAGUGCUCUAUUCCAGGACUAGAGGACCAAAGUCCUGCUGCCUUUUGUUCUCACCCCCAUAUACAGGGGCUGAUUCAAACCAGGGAAAUAGUGGCGUUCAUUCGUCCAUUUUUUUUUUUUUUUUAACCAUAGUACUUGGUCGCUAUGAAAAGAAACCAAACCUCAGCAUCACAGGACUGGAUUAAGGCACAUCUUGCUGACUGUUUGUUUUUAUCUUAGACACUCUCCUGUAAUUUUGUCGCUGUGCAUCCUCCCUUUCUUUUUCUUUUUUCUUUUCAUCACUUCUUUUUUCUUCUGUAGCUAGAACUUAACGAGUCUAGGCAGUUCUCGUAAAGGCUUUGUGCUGGCGCUGCUUGUGUUGAUCAUAGUAGACUCUUAAGUUAUCAGGAUUAUUGAAAAAGCAGGGCAAAUUGCUGUGAGCUUAAGUUGUAAAUAGUGAAUAUAUGAGAACAUGCUCAAAAAAAAGUCAUGGUGUUUGUCCAGUCAUGUUCAGCAGCAUGGCUAGACAAAAACUACAGUGAUUAUAGGGUCAUUCAUUGCAAUUGUACAUUGUGUGCUCCAAGGAUGUGUGUGUGUGUGUAUAUAUAUAUAUAUGUAUUUCCACAUUGUGAGUA
Messenger RNA from Chanos chanos (milkfish), 3727 nucleotides. RefSeq names its product solute carrier family 43 member 1b (gene slc43a1b). Gene Ontology annotation, molecular function: neutral L-amino acid transmembrane transporter activity; L-amino acid transmembrane transporter activity. The transcript is spliced from 15 exons. Gene Ontology annotation, biological process: neutral amino acid transport; transmembrane transport. Lineage: Eukaryota; Metazoa; Chordata; Actinopteri; Gonorynchiformes; Chanidae. The record is from RefSeq and is a predicted model, not a curated record. Bases 193 to 1896 code for a protein of 567 amino acids.